CACAGACUGCGACAGACAUUUCCGAUGUCUGCGCAACGACCCCGCGUCAACAAGAUAACGCGUUCGUUUAGGAUUUCGAAGAACAUCCUUGGCUUCAAGCAGUGGCGUACUGUGACGCCGAUAGCGGGCAGCUCAAGUAUCGGCGUCCUCUCGGCAUAAGCGGCAUUCAAAACAGCGCUCGCUAAAUUACAAUCCGCCGUCAGCAAGCCAAUUGAAAUUUCAGAGGUUCUUAUUUGAUUGCGGCAUCAGCCAAUCCGAUAAGAAAGCGUGGAAUCCUUUGACAGCCAUGAUGACACCGGUCACUAUUCUGUGCUUGGUCCUAUCGUGUUCUAUGGUUUACACAUUUUCAGAAUGGUGCAACAAGGCGUACAAUAAUCGUCUGGAACGGGCCAUUGAUAGUGCGCUGCAAGACGUCCAAGAAGAGCACGGUUCAGAGAUGGAGGCUGAAGGCCCCGGCCCAUACCCUUUAGGCUUCGAUGGAUACACUGUCAUUGGUCUUGGUACACUGCGACGCCAUGGGGACUUCCGGACCGUGUGCGAAAACGAAACUCAGGUCGUGAGCUUCGACCUGCUGUCGGAAGGACCUGUGCUGUGUUUGUUUCGAAGGACGGGUGGACAAAACGACACCCUUGCGAUUGCAGCUCACGACGUCAACGUGACUACGCACCUGAGGUUUGUCACAGCAUCCACAGACGAGAACGCCGAGACAGACUCGCGAAUCCUGGACCAGAUUGACGAGCCUGUGGCGACGACGCUGCGCACCGGACGUGCCACUGUGAACACCGAUGGCACUUCUGGUGAUGCGCUGAAUGUAACGACGGGUCUCCUUCGACAUCUGGCUCUUCUGUCGAUUCAAGACUCCUGGGAAGAACAGUUCGUUUCAAAGUUUGUCAGAGUGCUACGAUACACUUAGUGGCGUCAUCUUCGAACGGAAACCGGUGCUUAUAUAGUGUGUAGAAAGUACAAUAAGUAAGAAAUGCGCUUGACGCUCGGUUGCAGAUCGGGCCGUUUUAGCACUGUUCGGAAUCUCCACAACAUUUUUUCGUCUUAGUUUAGGCAUUAGGGAGCUUUCAAAUAUCUACAAACAUCAUAUGUCUGGAUUGCUGCAUAAAACUAAUAGCUUAGGUGGGUGUCAAACGAAAGAAAAAAGAGUAUUACACAGCGGCAAUCACCAACACUUGUCAAUGAAAAG
Molecule: messenger RNA, 1192 nt
Organism: Dermacentor andersoni
Lineage: Eukaryota; Metazoa; Arthropoda; Arachnida; Ixodida; Ixodidae
Source: RefSeq, a predicted model, not a curated record